Messenger RNA from Megalopta genalis, 1187 nucleotides. It is a transcript of the gene TBCB, whose product is annotated as tubulin-binding cofactor B. The record is from RefSeq and is a predicted model, not a curated record. Gene Ontology annotation, cellular component: microtubule plus-end; cell cortex; nucleus. Gene Ontology annotation, biological process: cytoplasmic microtubule organization; tubulin complex assembly; post-chaperonin tubulin folding pathway. Lineage: Eukaryota; Metazoa; Arthropoda; Insecta; Hymenoptera; Halictidae. Gene Ontology annotation, molecular function: microtubule plus-end binding; alpha-tubulin binding.
AUACCUUGGUAUUUUCACACUGUGACCGAACUCGAGAUGUGUAUUAUAUGUGGUAUUAACUUUGAAAUGAUCAAUCUUUAAUAAAUUGUUUAUUUGGUAAAAACUGUGUUUAAAAGUUGUAACCAAAGAAACCACUUGUACACAAAGCGUAAAACUUGAAAAAUAAUAAUAUAUCGAUACAUUUCUCUUAAUUCAUACAAAAAUGAGCGAUUAUAACGUCAUAACAUCAGAUUUUUUAAAUUUGUCUAUUACUAAUUCUAAUCAACAAUAUUAUGUGGAACGAAGAUUUCAGAAAGGUAUCACGAUCGAUGAAUUUAAGGGAAAAUUGGAGCUUAUCACUGGUGGUAAUCCAACUACAAUGGUAGUUGAAGUAUUUGAUAAGAAUGACAGAUUAGUUUGUACAUUAAACAAUGGACAACAACUGUUAGGAUCUUAUCCUAUUGACGAUGGAAUGCGAAUACAUGUAAUUGAUAAUUUUUCACGCAAUGAAGCAAAUUUAAGUAAUGUUGAAAAAUUUGAGAUAUCUGAAGAAGAAUAUGCAAAAAGGACAGAUACUGUAAAAGCAUUCUUAGAAAAAAAUAAAUUAGGAAAAUACAACAAGGAAAAAGCAGAAAGAAAAGCAGAAGAAAAAAGACAAGAAGAAGCAGCUGAGGAAGCAGAAGCCAAGUUAUGUCAUGUUGGUGAUCGUUGUGAAGUAUGUGUACCAAACCAACCAAAAAGAAGAGCUACUAUUAUGUAUGUUGGAAAAACAGAAUUUAAGGAAGGUUGGUGGAUUGGUGUAAAAUAUGAUGAACCACUUGGUAAAAAUGAUGGAACUGUGAAUGGUAAAAAAUAUUUCGAGUGUUCAUCAAAAUAUGGUGGGUUCAUAAAACCAAUGCAUAUAAAAGUAGGGAAUUUUCCAGAAGAAGAAUUUGAUCUGAAUGAAGAACUUUAAAAUAUUUAAAUUAUUCUAUCAAUUUUGUUUCUAACAUAGGAUUCAUGAAAAUAUGAAAUCAGUACAAUAGGAAUGUUGCAAUAUUUAAUACUUUCUCCGUUUUAUUAUAUCUGGUCUCCAAUUAACAGGAUGUGUUUCUUCAGUCUGAAAAUAAUAAUAAGAAAUGUGAUGUAAAAAGAAUUUUGUACUUUGAUUUUUAUAAGAUUAGAUGGUAGGUAAUAAAGUAUAAUAAAUUAUACUUACAGCAGUAUCA